AAAGGAGAGAAUCGCCAGAGGAUAAACUUCAGACCGAAGCAUUUAACGGGAAAGCUCCUAUUGCAGUACGCGGUGCCGUCUCCUUAUGUGGUUCUGAGAGGAUCCCGAGACUGCGGGCAGUGCGCAAAAUUCUUCUAAGGACGCUGCGAUGGGAUCAGAAAGGUUGUCAAGCAAUGAUGUGUCCCGUUGGGUGAUUUCCGUGACUUUGUUUGGAGCACUUGCGUUUUUCGGCGGUAAAUGGAUUCUGGAUUUCCUCGAUCCGACCGUCAAGCAGAGGGAGGAUGCACUCAAACGCGCUCAGAAAAUUCUGUCGCAAAUCGGCCUGAAGAACAUACAUCUCAGCGAGCACGAGAUGGCAGUCGCUGCGCAGCUCGUCGAUCCGAAAAAUAUUCCCAUUAGUUGGGACUCAAUCGCUGGCCUCGACGACGUUGUCCAGGAAAUCAAGGAGACCGUUAUUCUCCCCAUCCAGAAGAGACACUUGUUCGUCGGCAACAGUCUGAUUGAGCCCCCUAAAGGAGUACUUCUUCAUGGACCUCCGGGCUGCGGCAAGACGAUGAUCGCCAAAGCGACUGCGAAGGAAGCUGGAGCGCGUUUCAUUAAUCUCGAUAUAUCGAUGCUCACCGACAAGUGGUACGGUGAAUCUCAGAAGCUGGCCGCUGCUGUUUUCUCUCUGGCGACUAAAAUUCAGCCCUGUAUCAUAUUCAUCGACGAAGUCGAUUCGUUUCUGCGGGUCAGAGACUCAACCGACCACGAGGCUACUGCAAUGAUGAAAGCACAAUUCAUGUCACUCUGGGACGGCCUGGCGACAGACAACAGAAAUUACGUGCUCAUUAUGGGCGCAACGAAUCGUCCGAGGGAUUUGGAUCGCGCUAUCUUGCGUCGGAUGCCCGCUAUGUUCCAUAUAGGUCUCCCCAACGUCAAGCAACGUGUUGGGAUUCUGGAUCUUCUUUUGCAUGAUGAGUUGCUCGCUGAUGAGGUCGACAUCGAAUCUCUGGCCAAGCUGACGGACGGCUUCUCCGGAUCCGAUCUCAAGGAGUUGUGCCGAGGUGCUGCCGUCAAUCGGUUCAGAUACCUGGCCGGUUCAAGCGACUCCAAGAACUCCGAUUCGAAUGGCAGCGAUGAUGAAAUCUUCCACGAUGCGCUCCCUCCGAUAUCACUCGACGACUUCAUGAAUUCAAUAACGAAAAUGCAAACUUCCCGGGUGCACGCUGAGCUGAUGUACAUGCCGACAAUCUGAAUUCAAAUUAGGCAAUAACUAUCGGAAUUUAUCUCAGCAACCAACGGACAGCUGGUUCUUAUCCUGUGGUAGAUCCUGUGUGCAUUUCCGAGUCCACGCAGGCUGGCCGAGCAGGCACCAGCUUAUAUGUCCCGGUUUUUCCCGGGCCGUAAAAUGUGUUGCAAAGCUUUCAGUGCCGCGCUCUGAGCUUGAUGAUGUGAUAGACGAUGGAGUGACUGAGAAAGUUUGGAUCUACUAUGCAUCGGAUCGCAUCCGACAUGUGUUCGUCAACUUCGGGGCUUUCGAACAUGUUGACAUUCUGGAGCAUGGGGUCCCUCGAAUCGGAGCAGCCAGAUUUAAUCGUCUGCGCUGAUUUGUGGAUGACAAUGUACGCGGUCGCAGAGUCGUGUGAGAUGGACAUAAUGGCAGCCUCCUUCCCUACAGUCUCUCUGGUCGUGGGUUCAGGGACUGCGUCACACACAGGGGGCUUCUCCACUUAUUGCAGAAUAAGCGGAUUGCUCCGUUUUGCUCAGGGGGGAGAUAUUGAAGCGGUUGGCUGCUCUGGCGAGGAGAAAACGGAUGAGAAAAUAUUUGUACUAAUCUCAUUUGCGCUGGAGAGAGGAGAUGUCAAGUAGUGUAAAAAGGAGACUGAUCCAUCAUCGAAAACUCAUCAUCUCCAUCCAUCGCGCGAAUAUUGUAUUCGCGAAUUCUGUAGAGAUAGAGCGGCGGUGUUCCACCGAUCACAGCGCUCGUGGUAGAAGAAAUCGGAGAGGGAGAUAUGCUGAAUAGCCAGACUUUAUUAUUCGAGUUGAGGCCCGAUUCGAUAGAUACUAUUCGCGCAGACCCCGAGAGGUACAGACCAGGUUGUCUGAGAGGGAAUGAAGAGUACGAGCACUCGAUGACCAAACUAUACAACUGUCGUCAGUUCCAAUCUCCUACCGAUAUGAUUAUCAUUUCACAUUUUGAAUCCCCGGAAUAAAGUUGUCUUUUUGCCUGAGGCCGAGUCGGCCUCUACU
This is a messenger RNA of Galendromus occidentalis (western predatory mite), 2232 nucleotides long. RefSeq names its product ATPase family AAA domain-containing protein 1. Gene Ontology annotation, cellular component: mitochondrial outer membrane. The transcript is spliced from 6 exons. The record is from RefSeq and is a predicted model, not a curated record. Gene Ontology annotation, biological process: extraction of mislocalized protein from mitochondrial outer membrane. NCBI's taxonomy places the organism in Eukaryota, Metazoa, Arthropoda, Arachnida, Mesostigmata, Phytoseiidae. Gene Ontology annotation, molecular function: ATP binding; ATP hydrolysis activity. The coding region runs from base 149 to 1237 and encodes 362 amino acids.